AUGUGUACUGAUCCAAAGAGCGUAUUGGGUCGCUACCGCCAGCUGGCCCCGUCUGCCUCAGUUCGAGUUUCGCCAUUAUGCUUGGGCACAAUGACAUUUGGCGGUAAGCACCCCGAAAGAUACGGCGAAUGCAGCAAAGAAGAGGCCUUCGCAAUGAUGGACUUCUUCUACGACAACGGUGGCAACUUCUUCGACACAGCAAAUGCCUACCAAGACGGCCAGUCCGAGGUCUGGCUAGGCGAAUGGAUCGCCUCCCGCAAGAACCGCGACGAGCUCGUGAUAGCCACUAAGUAUACCUCCGGGUAUAUGCUGCACCACAAAGACAAGAUCCAGGCUAACUUCGUCGGCACCGGAACAAAAUCCAUGAACCACUCUGUGGACGAGUCCCUGCGCAAGCUUCAGACCACUUACAUCGAUCUGUUCUACGUGCACUGGUGGGACUACACAACUUCGAUCCCGGAAUUGAUGCAGAGCCUCAAUCACCUGGUCGUGUCAGGAAAGGUGCACUACCUCGGUAUUUCGGAUACACCUGCUUGGGUAGUGACCAAAGCAAACGCGUACGCCCGCCAGCAUGGGCUGCGACAAUUUUCGGUGUAUCAAGGGAAGUGGAAUGCCGCGAGGCGAGACCAUGAACGAGACAUCAUUCCCAUGUGCGCCGACGAAGGGAUGGGGCUGGCCCCGUACGCGACACUAAAUGCGGGCAAUUUCCAGACGGCCGAAGGCUACGAGGCCCGCGAGAAGUCGAAUAAUGGCCGCAAAUUCAUUCCCGUGUGCGCGCGGGAUAAGCAAGUUGCCGCUAUCCUGGAGAAAAUCGCCAACAGGAAGGGUGGAGGUGUGACACUAUUGAAUAUCGCGUUGGCGUAUAUCUUGCAUAAAGCUCCUUAUGUAUUUCCCAUUAUUGGUGGCCGGACUGUCGACCAUCUGAAAGGCAGCAUUCCCGGUCUGGCAGUCUCGCUAUCGAACGAAGAGAUUGAGGAGAUUGAGACCGGGUAUGAAUUUGAUCAUGGAUUCCCUCAUAGCUUUUUAAGUGGCACUCUGUUCGACCUUUCCCACCCGAGAGGGGCUGCAGGCCCUGAGGAUGUGUGGUUGACCAAGCCAUGUGGUCCAUUUGACUGGGUCGAGCGUCCGAAGCCGAUCAAAACUAGCCGGUCAUCAUAG
Molecule: messenger RNA, 1158 nt
Organism: Penicillium canescens
Lineage: Eukaryota; Fungi; Ascomycota; Eurotiomycetes; Eurotiales; Aspergillaceae
Exons: 1
Coding region: 1-1158 (385 amino acids)
Source: RefSeq, a predicted model, not a curated record